AUGACGACGCCGCCGCCGCCCCUGGGGGCAACACACCCGUCGCCGCCCCUGGGGGCAACACACCCGUCGCCGCCCCUGGGGGCAACACACCCGUCGCCGCCCCUGGGGGCAACACACCCGUCGCCGCCCCUGGGGGCAACACACCCGUCGCCGCCCCUGGGGGCAACACACCCGUCGCCGCCCCUGGGGGCAACACACCCGUCGCCGCCCCUGGGGGCAACACACCCGUCGCCGCCCCUGGGGGCAACACACCCGUCGCCGCCCCUGGGGGCAACACACCCGUCGCCGCCCCUGGGGGCAACACACCCGUCGCCGCCCCUGGGGGCAACACACCCGUCGCCGCCCCUGGGGGCAACACACCUGUCGCCGCCCCUGGGGGCAACACCCGUCGCCGCCCCUGGGGGCAACACCCGUCGCCGCCCCUGGGGGCAACACACCCGUCGCCGCCCCUGGGGGCAACACACCCGUCGCCGCCCCUGGGGGCAACACACCCGUCGCCGCCCCUGGGGGCAACACACCCGUCGCCGCCCCUGGGGGCAACACACCCGUCGCCGCCCCUGGGGGCAACACCCGUCGCCGCCCCUGGGGGCAACACCCGUCGCCGCCCCUGGGGGCAACACCCGUCGCCGCCCCUGGGGGCAACACCCGUCGCCGCCCCUGGGGGCAACACCCGUCGCUGGCACCAGGGAGUAA
Molecule: messenger RNA, 693 nt
Organism: Procambarus clarkii (red swamp crayfish)
Lineage: Eukaryota; Metazoa; Arthropoda; Malacostraca; Decapoda; Cambaridae
Source: RefSeq, a predicted model, not a curated record